Molecule: messenger RNA, 6289 nt
Organism: Fonticula alba
Lineage: Eukaryota; Rotosphaerida; Fonticulaceae
Product: serine/threonine protein kinase
Exons: 2
Coding region: 107-6289 (2060 amino acids)
Biological process (GO): protein phosphorylation
Molecular function (GO): protein kinase activity; ATP binding
Source: RefSeq, a predicted model, not a curated record
CUCUCCCCCCCCCCCCCUCCCGUUUCCCGGCUCCUCCUUGGCUUGGACCCUGGCGGCGGUUCCUCCCUGGCCGGUGUGUACCACGGUCCCGGGUGCCGAAGGCCUGAUGGUGCCGGGUGCCGUCGCGCGGGGCGGCCAGGCUCGCCUGGCUCCCAUGGCAGGGUCAUCUUUCCUGCUGGUCCUGGCGCUGCUCGUGUCGGUACUCUUGAUCACCCUCUCCCAGGGGCAGGACAUCUUCCUCCAUGUGGCUCCGUAUCCCCUCACGCUGGCCGACAGCCCGGUGGCCUUCUCUACCGACCCCCGAGGCCACUCGACCGCCAUCAUCCGCUCGAGCCCCACCCUCAUUCAAUGUUUCCUGCAGUACACCUCCUUCGAGCACCAGGCCGAAGUCCGCUGGGGCACCUUCUUCGGGAGGGUGGGGCCCGGGUUUUCCAAUCCGGACCCGGCGAAUGUGAGCCCCUUCCCGCCGCUGUUCCUGCCCCUGGCGGCCCGUAUGGCUCCCCUGAUAGUGGACCACACCCGGUCCAUGGUGCGGUUCUUCACCUCGCCGUCGAAGUACCCCCUUCCGGCUUCGGAAACGGAAAUUCUGGCCGGCGUGGCCACCUCCCAGGAUGAGGCGUUGCUCCUGGGGCUGACCGGGGACCCUGCCCUGUCGCGCUCGACAUACCUGGCCCGGCUCACCGGCACCGGGCUUGUCAAAAUCAAUGGCCUCGACAUCCAGUUUGAGGGUCCGGUGCUGGCGAUGCCAGGGACCGGGGCCUCCUUCUUCAUGGGGUCCGGGCGGCGGGUCACCUUUGCGGCCACGGUGGCGUCGGUGAAUGUUUAUCAAACCUGGCUCGACCUGCCGGCCAACAUCCUGGCCAUGACCGUCACGCGGACCCUGUCGACGGACAGCACCUGCGCCCAGGCGUCCGAUGUGGUGGCCCUUCUGGACACCGGAUCGAUCUAUGUGGUGCCCUGUUUCGGGAUCGGGCAAGUGGGCGACCCGGUGGACACCCACUUGCCGGCCGGGCUCAACCGGUCCGGGGCCCGGUUCCUGGCUGCUCCGGCCAAUGCCAUUUUGAACGAGGUGGCGCCCUUCUAUGUGGUGCUGCCGAAUGUGUCCAAUCCGCUGGACCGGCUCUGGCAGGGGUCCCUCCAUCAGGGCAUCUUCUCCUGGCGCCGGGUGGUCCUGCCGUCGGCGGUGGUCGGCCUGGAGGACUUGCAGCUGAUUCGCCUGCGCACGGACGCCAUCACCCCCGGCUCCUGGACCCUGGUGUCUGGAAAGAGGGCCCUUUUUGACUCGGCGGCCUUCCGGUGCGAGGAGGACCGCACCAUCCUGUGCGAUGGCCCGGGCUCGCCGUCCCUCUCGUCGGCCGGGUGGACAUGUGGCAUUGGUCAUGUCCAGUCGCCCUUCGUCACGCCGGGGCAUCUGUGCGCCGGGUGCCAAGAUGGCUGGUACCUGGACCGGCCGGCCGGCGAGGCGCCCUUCACGCAGCCGGGCCACAAGUGUCUCCCCUGCCCGCAGGAGCAUUGUAACAUUUGCGAGGGCCAGCACUGCCUCCUCUGUUCGGGCAGCUACCUGCUGCAACCGGGCAAUGGCGAGACUUUGUGUGUGUCUUCCUGCUCGGAGGGGUUCCUUCCGGUGGGUGGGACUUGCCAGCCGGGCGGCCAGGCGUUGCCGGUUUUCCAGCUGUCCCCUCCCGCCCCGUAUCAGAUUCCUGGACUGGAUCCCGGUGAUCGGAUUACCGCCAUGGGCCACACAUGGCUGGCGGUAGACCCGGACACCGGGCAGAUGGUCGUCCCGGCGGCCGCGGCCCCCGGCCCCGGCCCGCGGGUGCUCAUCUUUACCGAGCAGGACAAGAGCUACAUCAUGUCGGCCGGUGACAUUGACCGGCCGGUUGAGUCGGCCCUGCGGGAGAUUCCCCUGUCGGGAGUAUCGCCGUCCGGUUACACCAUCGACUUUGCCGAACUUGGGCCCUUCCUCUAUGCGGGGCGGGUCCGGUAUUUGCUGGCUUUCUGCCGGUCAGAUGGGCAGGGGCCAAUGCUGACCUUGCAAUGCUCGGGCCCGGCGCCAUGCAUGCCGACCGAGCAAUUUGUCCAAUUGCACCCUUCCCCCAGUUGCCAUGCGAUCCACCGCCUGUCGCCGGAGAGUAUCCUGUUUCGGAGCUACCUCACCCAGCUGAACAUCCUUUGGUUUGAUCCUCUUUCCCAGGGGUUGAAGGAGUCCCUGCUCGUGGGCGGCGCUGUGGUGAGCCUGUCGGUUGGUCCGGCGGCCGGUGGCCGGGCCCACACUUCCCCCGGUGACUGGAUUGUGUGGAGUGAUUCGACUCCCGGGGUGACGGCCCUCCCGGUGGCGAUGGUGGGCUCGGACCCGCGCGCCAUGCCGCUGUCGGGGCUCUUUGUGUCUGGGCUGUCGGCCGCCGAGGGGUCCUUCGUGCCGGUGCUCCUGCCUCGGGGUGCGGCGGCUCCGGCGGAGCUGGUCUUCGUCCGGGGCUCCGGCACCGAGUGGCUGGCUGUCCGGACCCCGCGGGACAUGCUGCCGGGUGGCCGGUCCAAUGGGCUACUCUCCAGAGAGCAAGUCCUUGGAACGUUCCCCCGGGCCUUGGCCUCGCCGGGCCACCGGGCACCGGAUGUCCUCUUCCAGGGGGUGGAGCUGCCGGCCGUGAACCCGGCCUUCCCGAGUGCGCUGCUCGUGCAGGCGCGUACCUUUGUGGGCAUCUCGCUGAUGUACUGCCCCGGCGGGGCCACCGGGCCGUGUACCCUGCAGCCGGCCAUGUUCGUGUCGAUCCCACUGGCCAACCAGCUUCCGGACGAUGAGCCGCUGUGGUUGCCGGCCAUGGUGUCCCUGCCGGGUGACUUGGGCGACCCGGUGCAAGCUGCCGCCCUGUCGGCAGGCGCACAGAAUUUGGUGACCUUCUCGCGCUACGGCGGGCCGAUGGUCCUGCCAUUGAAGAUGACCUGUCCGCCCGGGCACCAUGGGGUCCAGUGUGCUCCGUGUGAUGCGCGAUGUGCCGAGUGUGAUGGGCCCGGUGGGGAGUCCUGCACCGCCUGCCCGAGUGGCAGUUGGCUUCUUGAUGGGGCAUGUGUCGGGGUCUGCCCGGACGGCAUGUGGCCAAAGGCGGACACUCAUACGUGCGAGCCCUGUCCGGCUGGCUGUGGCAUGUGCACCUCCGGGGACACAUGUACCAGCUGUCUUGGCCAGCGGUUCCUGGCUGGGGAUGGAUCAUGCGGCCAGUGUGACGGGGCAUGUGCCGAGUGUGUGGAUGCCAUGAGCUGUACGGUGUGCCGGCCGGGGUUGGUCUUCAUGGGGGCCGAUGCCGCGGUGCCGUCGCUGUGCACCUCCUCCUGCCCGCCGGGCAUGUAUGUCGGGCCCGAGCGAUGUGCCGAGUGUGACCCGAGCUGUGACCUGUGCACCGGAGGGGCCAUGGAGUGCGAGGCAUGUGCCGAGGGCUUCCGGUGGCUGGCCCGGCCGCCCCCGGGCGGCACCGGGGCCUGUGUCCCCUGCGACGUGGGGUGUGCCCUGUGCACGGAGGAUGCCUGCUUUGCCUGUGAACCGCUGCGGUUCCUGCAGGCGGAUGGCCGGUGCGUGGCCGACUGCCCGGCCGGGUUCUGGCCCAAUGGCGAGUCCUGCCAGCCGUGCGAUGUGUCCUGUGCGACGUGUGUCGGCGGCCAGGCGGACCAGUGUGAUGGCUGCGCCGCCGGGUUCGACCUCCUCGAGACUGGCCCCGGGGUGGGGGCCUGUGCUUCCGGCUGCCCGGAGGGCCAGUACCACGCUGGUGGCGGGGCUUGCCUGCCGUGCGAUGCGGCAUGCGCCGCAUGCAAUGGCCCGACCAACCGCGACUGCUGGCGAUGCCAGGGCGGCGUGCUGCAGGACGGCGAGUGUGUGCAGGACUGCGCCACCGGGCACACUGCCGCCGCCGGCCGGUGCCUGCCCUGCCACCCGUCGUGUGGCGAGUGCACCGGCGUCCGGAGCACCGAGUGCGGCACCUGCACCGGGGACUUGCUGGCCCUGCCGGCCGGCCAGUCGCCGAUGCGUUGUAUGCCGGCCUGCCCGGCGGGGUACAGCACCACGGCCGCCGGGUGUGCCUCGUGCAGUGCCCACUGCGUCAGCUGCCCGGGGGCCACUGCGAGCUGCGCGCUCUGCGAGCGGGGCUGGCUGCUGGACAGUCCGGGAUGUGUGGCCUCCUGCCCGAGCGGCACCACGGAGCUGGGGAACUUGUGCUCCACCUGCCAUGCCGUGUGUGCCACUUGCUAUGGCCCGGGGCCGGACCACUGCCUGACUUGCGAUCCGCUGGCCCCCUUCCUGGUGGGCAGCCAGUGCCAUGGGGCCUGCCCGGCGGGCACCUUCCAACAUGGGGAAGCCUGUCUGCCGUGCCACUCCACUUGUGGCCAGUGCACCGGAGCCGGGGUCGACCAGUGCGUCGGCUGCUCCGGGGCCCGGGCGCUUUACCAGGGAUCCUGCCUGACCGCCUGCCCGGGGGGCUUCUUUGCCGAGGACAAUGUCUGUGUCGAGUGCGAGGCUUCCUGCGGCACUUGCAUCGAGGCCGGGACUUGUGCCACUUGCCGGGGGCAGGACAUGCUCAUGCCGGGGGGGACUUGCGUGUCGGUGUGUCCGGCAGGCUGGCAUGGGUGCGCGGCUUUCGGCGAGUGUCGGGCCUGUCCGAGCCGCUGCACGGGAUGCGCCUCGGCCGGGGCGGCCUGCGCCGGGGUGUGCACGGCCUGCGAGGCGGGCUUCGUCCUCUCCUCGGGCGCAUGUGUGCGGGAGUGCCCGGCCGGGGAGUUCGCCCCGCCGGGGGCGAGCGCCUGCCAGCCCUGUGACAGUGCCUGCGCGAGCUGCCUCAAUUUGGGGGAUUUCUGCACGCGCUGUCCCGAGGGGCUUGUCCUGCGGCCGGUCGAGGGGGCCUGUGUGACGACGUGCUCCGGGGCCGAGGCCCCGGUGGGCGGCGUGUGCCUGAGCUGCCUUGCCGGAUGCGAGCGGUGCACGCCGGCCGGCGACCAGCCCGGAUGCACGGUCACCGAUGGCGGCAUCCUCGAUUGCCCGGACAUCGGCACUUGCGAUCGUUGCGCCUCCGGCCGAUAUCUCCUGGGCCGGACGGCCUGCGUGGAGACCUGCCCGAAUGGGUACCAUGUGGAUGAGGAGGGCCCGUCGGCCGGCUGCAUGCCCUGCCACGCGAGCUGCGCGGCUUCCUGCCUCGGCCCCGGGGUCGAGGGGUGCGUGGACUCGGUCAGGCCGAAGGCCUCGCAGGUGGGCCUGGCCGUCGGCCUGGCCGUGGGCCUGCUGCUCCUGCUGCUCCUGUUGAUCUUGCUGGUGGUUUGCCUUGUCCAGCGGCGGGAGAGGACCCCGGCCCCGGGCAAGGCCACCGACGAUGAAGAUGCCACCAUGAUGAACACCAUCGUGGAGCUGGCCCUGCCCGGGGCCAUCCUGGUCGAUGUGGAGAUGGACUUCCGGCCGGUCGAUGAAGGGCACCUUGGCAUGGGGGCCCAGGCGUCGGUGUUUGCCGCGCAGGCGGUCGGGGCCGGGACCCUCGCUCGGCUGGGCUGCCCGGAGGUGGUUGCCAUCAAGCGCAUGGCGGUCGAAUCCAUGGAGCCAGUUCGCCAUUCCCUCUUCCAGAAUGAGGUCGCUCUGAUGUGGCUGCUGCGUGACUGCCCGGGCGUCGUGCGGCUUUUCGGGUACAGCGAGGCCCCGGCGGCCGUGGUCAUGGAGCGCUUCGACUCGGACCUUUCGCUGCUGCUCUGCUCGGAGAUCCAGCUGUCGGCGCUGGCGGUGGCCGACAUCUGCCACCAAUGGGCCGCCGGGCUGGAGGCCAUGCACGCGCACGGGGUGGCCCACUGCGACUUGAAGCCGGCCAAUGUGUUUGUCAGUGCGACGCCGGCCGGGGGCUGGCGCGUGGCCCUCGGCGACUUGGGCACAUCCCGGAACUUGCAUGCCAACCGGCUGUCGGCCCUGCUGAACACCAUGCCCGAGCUGAAUGCCAUGACUGUGCGGUAUGCCGCGCCGGAAGUGCUGCAGGCCUUCCAAGGCAGGGUCCCCUUGGAUUUGGGGCUCUUUUUCCCGGCCGAUGUCUUUAGCGCGGGGAUCAUGCUGCAUGGGUGCCUGACGCGCGCGAGCCCCUGGCAGGGGCUGGCUUUGGAGGAUAUCAUGGCCGCCGUGCAGGCCGGCGACCGGCCAAGCGUGGACGGCCUCCCCGUGGCAGCCGCGGACCUGGUUCAGGCUGCCUGGCAGGGGGACCCCCAUCGGCGCCCGGUGGCUGCCCUCUUCCGCCAGCGCUGUGCCGGCCUGCUUGUUGCAGCCGGUGGCCUGGCGUGA